CGCAUCGUGCCAUCGUUCCUCGGAAAUGUUCAUAGCGUGGUAGUCUCCUUCCAGAAUUUUCAUUUUAUGGCCGCAUAGAUCAUCCUAUUAACAAAAUUCUAGGUCCGAGUGAAAAAAUGGCGAAAAUCACGCCAUCCGAUGAUCACAUCGUUUCGAAUUCGAAUUUGACUCCACGUAAGACUGAGGCCACAACAGCAGGUGCUGUAGUUUUAUACGUAUCACAAGAGGCUUGGUUGAAGUCCAUAUUAGAUCGUAACUUACCCCGAGAUGCGGAGUCGUCCGAUGAAGAGGACAUCAAUGAUUAUCAAUUUGAGGAUGAUCUUGAUUAUUUGAGAUCAUUAGAUCCAAAAGAAUGGAAAGAUCAGGAUCACUAUGCAGUCCUUGGAAUUACGAAGCUCAGAAAUAGAGCUACCGAGGAUAUUAUUAAGAAGGCUUAUAAGCACAAAAUUUUGAAGCACCAUCCGGACAAGCGUAAAGCAAUGGGUGAAGAUGUUCGACCUGACGAUGAUUAUUUCACCUGUAUAACCCGUGCUUGGGAAACAUUAGGAAACACUCUUAAACGACGAAGUUACGACAGCAUCGAUCCCUAUUUUAACGAUGAUUUGCCAGACGAAAAGGAGGCCAAAGAAAAUUUCUACGCAGUGAUGGGCAAAGCAUUCAAAAUGAAUUCUAGAUGGUCUGUAAAAAAGAAUGUACCACGACUGGGAAAUCCUCAUACACCGAGAGCGAUGGUGGAAAAGUUUUACUCGUUUUGGUACGAUUUCGAAUCCUGGCGAGAAUAUUCUUACCUCGAUGAAGAGGACAAGGAAUCUGGUCAAGACCGGGACAUGCGCAAGUGGAUCGAGAAGAAGAACAAGGCGACAAGGGCUAAGCGAAAGAAGGAAGAAAUGACGAGAAUACGUACAUUGGUCGACAUGGCUUAUAACUUAGACCCUAGAAUAAAGAUGUUUCAACAAGCGGACAAGGACCGAAAGACUGCAGUCAAGCGUGCAAAGCAAGAGGCCGUGAAGGCUCGACAAUUGGAAGAAGAAAGGGUUGCAAGAGAAACUGCCGAAAAAGAAAAGCAAGAGAGAGAACAGCGCGAAUCUGAGCAAAAAGCCAAGCAAGAGGCAAUGAAGCAGGCACGUGAGAUCCAGAAAAAAGCCUUGCGUAAAGAGAGAAAGGCCCUCCGAGACUUUUGCAAAGCUAGAAAUUAUUUCGCCGAAGAUACAGAGGAAAGCAUACGUCACAUGGAAAGCGUUGAAAAAAUGUGCGAGCUUUUUAAAUUGACUCAGCUGGAAGAGACGAUGAAAAAAUUGCAUUCCGAAGGCAAGAGCGGCUUUCUGAGCAUCAUAGAGGAGACUGAGCAGAAAAUGCAUGCUGAGCGUAGAAUUGGUGUUGGUACCGAAACUAAAAACAAUCCCGAGAAGCAGGUGAAAACUUGCACAGCGCCUUGGUCGGAAGGUGAUUUACAACUUUUGAUCAAAGCUGUGAAUCUUUUCCCGGCGGGGACGAAUCAGCGUUGGGAAGUCGUUGCCAAUUUUAUUAAUCAACAUAGCAGCGGGGCCAACGCUGCCAAGCGCGAUGCCAAGGAAGUUUUAGCAAAAGCAAAGGACUUGCAGUCAACAGAUUUUAGUAAAUCGAGUAUGAAGGAACAAGCCAACCGGAAGGCUUUCGAUAAUUUCAUUGCUGAUAAGAAAUCCAAAGAUAUUGACGAGAAAAUGCCAGCGGUGACUGAGCGAUUGGACCCGAUAUCAAAUGGAACCGCGAUCGAGGAGAAGGAUUCUAAAAAGGAAAUGCAACCAUGGACAGUUGCGGAACAAAAGCUCUUAGAGCAGGCUCUCAAAACUUUUCCGACAACUGUUCCUGACAGAUGGGAUCAGAUAGCGAGCUGUAUACCUUCCAGAACGAAGAAGGAAUGCAUGAAGAGAUGCAAGGAACUAGUAGAACUUGUGAAGGCGAAGAAAGCUGCUCAAGAUUUAAAAUAAUGUUGAUUUAUAUUUAAUUUGAAAUUGUCCUAUAACUUAUGAAAUAUCAACAUGAGGCAUUGUCGAUAGAAAUCGUUUUCUCCUAGCGAGUAAUAAGGUUUACUGUGAUCAAAAACUGCGAAUGAAUCGCAAUUCGAUGACUUCUUCAAUGCCGUAGACGAUCUUCCACGUUAGGGCGGAGUGAAAAAAUUAAUUUUUUGAAAUCUCUUUUUGGUUAAUUUGAAAAAGAUUGCGCUUCAUUAGAUGAUAUACAAUUUGGUUAUCCAGAUGAGGCGCCACUACCAUUUUCACAUUGUCCAACAACCGAUUUCAAAGAAUAAUUUAUUUGUCGCCCUAUUCCAUGUGAGUAUGAUGAAACUUAAGUAAUAUGCAUAUAUAUUCGCUUCUCUCGACUCAGGAUCGUGGAACGUCCUAUUGAAUAAAUUGUACUUUAUCCGUCAAAAGUCUUGGGCAAAUAGAAAAGAUUGACGUUAGAAGUAAUAAUUUUUUAAAUGGUUCCGAAUAAAGUAUGCGCUCGUCUGAAAAUGUGAUAAAAAUUGACACCAAAUAUUUUCUUUCUUACUCUCAUUAAUUUUUGACCAGUUAUCAUGGUAAGACUUUUGACCGAUAAUCUGCAUUUCGUACAUUUAAUCGUACAAGAGAAAAUUUAUAAUUUGCUUCCGGUUAUAAUUGACGUGAGGUUAUUAAUUACACGAGGUUAUAAUUAAAGGCAUGGGUUAAUUAUUUGUCUUCUACUUUAGUUUUCGCUCCUUUUACAAGGAACAUGUAAAAUAAAUGAUUAAAAUAAGAACCUAACAAUCUCAGAAAGUGGGGAACCUUUGAAUGGAAUCGUAUGUUUUUUUUUUAUAUUAAACAAAUAAUACACAUAAUUAAGAUUUGAAAUCCUUAUAUUUUAAUUUGACACAUUUUCGACAACAACAUCAACAACAACAAGUUUUGUGUUAGUUUUUCGUACUCGACAAAAUGCUGUUCACAGUUCCUUCUGCGUAUUCCCGAAACGAUGUAAAUUUAAAUACAGUAAAAAUAUCAUUAACUGAGG
Belonocnema kinseyi is the source of this 3006-nucleotide messenger RNA. Its product is annotated as dnaJ homolog subfamily C member 2. NCBI's taxonomy places the organism in Eukaryota, Metazoa, Arthropoda, Insecta, Hymenoptera, Cynipidae. The transcript has 5 exons. The coding region runs from base 117 to 1967 and encodes 616 amino acids. Gene Ontology annotation, molecular function: Hsp70 protein binding; ribosome binding. Gene Ontology annotation, cellular component: cytosol. The record is from RefSeq and is a predicted model, not a curated record. Gene Ontology annotation, biological process: regulation of translational fidelity; 'de novo' cotranslational protein folding.